ACGCGGCGUCCAAUCUGUCGGUGGCGACUGGUGGAGACCCGAGUGGCAGCGUUUCCGGUUGUCUGUCCUCGCUUCGGCCCGUAAACAUGUCGGGAUUCAGUCCGGAGCUUAUCGACUAUCUGGAAGGGAAAAUCUCCUUUGAAGAGUUUGAAAGACGGAGAGAAGAGAGAAAAACCCGGGAGAAGAAAAGCCUUCAGGAAAAAGGAAAAUCAUCCCUUGAAGAAAAUCCAGAUGAUUCUGAAGUUCCAUCAUCAUCAGGAAUUGACGCUACUAAAUCCCAGGACAAAGAUGCCAAUGAAGGAGAAACGUCAGAUGGAGUGAGUAAAUCAGUUCAUAAAGUCUUUGCUUCCAUGCUUGGAGAGACUGAAGAUGAUGAUGAAGAAGAGGAAGAAGAAGAGGAGGAGGAGGAAACACCUGAACAGCCCACUGCAGGCGAUGUAUUUGUGUUGGAGAUGGUUCUCAAUCGUGAAACAAAAAAAAUGAUGAAAGAGAAAAGGCCUCGGAGUAAGCUUCCCAGAGCUCUGAGAGGGCUCAUGGGUGAAGCUAAUAUUCGCUUUGCUCGGGGAGAACAUGAAGAAGCAAUAUUGAUGUGCAUGGAAAUCAUAAGACAAGCUCCUUUGGCUUAUGAACCAUUCUCUACUCUUGCCAUGAUCUAUGAGGACCAAGGUGACAUGGAGAAAUCAUUGCAGUUUGAAUUGAUUGCUGCACAUUUAAAUCCCAGUGACACAGAAGAAUGGGUUAGACUGGCAGAAAUGUCUCUGGAACAAGAUAAUAUUAAGCAAGCUAUUUUUUGCUAUACUAAAGCUCUUAAAUAUGAACCUACUAAUGUCCGUUACUUGUGGGAGAGAUCAAGCCUUUAUGAACAGAUGGGCGAUCAUAAAAUGGCCAUGGAUGGUUAUAGGCGUAUUUUAAAUCUUCUGUCUCCAUCUGAUGGAGAACGUUUUAUGCAGUUGGCUAGAGAUAUGGCAAAGAGUUAUUAUGAAGCCAAUGAUAGUACUUCAGCUAUAAACAUAAUUGAAGAAGCUUUCUCAAAGCACCAAGGCCUGGUCUCCAUGGAAGAUGUUAACAUAGCAGCUGAAUUAUAUAUUUCCAACAAGCAGUAUGACAAAGCUUUGGAGGUAAUUACAGAUUUUUCUGGAAUUAUCCUAGAAAAGGAGACUUUGGAAGAAGGCACCUCAGAAGAGAAUAAAGCUGGUGAAACUGUUACCUGCUCCAUACCUGAUAGUGUGCCAAUAGAUAUUACAGUGAAGUUAAUGGUCUGCCUGGUACAUCUCAACAUCCUUGAACCACUUAAUCCUCUCUUGACAACACUGGUGGAACAGAAUCCUGAAGAUAUGGGAGAUCUCUAUCUAGAUGUUGCUGAAGCGUUCCUGGAUGUUGGUGAAUAUAAUUCUGCACUUCCCCUCCUCAGUGCACUGGUUUGCUCGGAAAGAUACAACCUUGCAGUAGUUUGGCUUCGGCAUGCAGAAUGUUUAAAGGCCUUAGGCUACAUGGAACGUGCAGCUGAAAGCUACAGUAAAGUGGUUGAUCUGGCCCCACUACAUUUGGAUGCAAGAAUUUCACUUUCCAUCCUUCAGCAGCAGUUGGGCCGUCCUGAGAAAGCUCUGGAAGCUUUGGAACCAAUGUAUGACCCAGAUACUUUAGCACAGGAUGCAAAUGCUGCACAGCAGGAACUGAAGUUACUGCUUCAUCGUUCUACUCUGUUGUUUUCACAAGGCAAAAUGUAUGGCUAUCUGGAUACUUUACUAACUAUGUUGGCCAUGCUUUUAAAGGUUGCUAUGAAUAGAGCCCAGGUUUGUUUGAUAUCCAGUUCCAAAUCUGGAGAGAGGCACCUCUACCUUAUUAAAGUAUCAAGAGACAAAAUAUCAGACAACAAUGACCAAGAGACAUCAAAUUAUGAUGCAAAAGCAAUAUUUGCUGUACUCACAAGUGUACUGCCAAAAGAGGACUGGUGGAACCUUCUCUUGAAGGCCAUAUACACCUUGAGUGACCUGUCCCGAUUUCAAGAGGCUGAAUUACUUGUAGAUUCUUCAUUGGAGUAUUAUUCAUUUUAUGAUGACAGACAAAAACGCAAAGAACUAGAAUACUUUGGCCUAUCUGCUGCAAUUCUGGACAAAAAUUUCAGAAAGGCAUAUGACUACAUCAGGGUAAUGGUAAUGGAAAAUGUCAAUAAGCCCCAGCUGUGGAAUAUUUUCAAUCAAGUUACCAUGCACUCCCAAGAAGUUCGGCAUCAUCGCUUCUGUCUCCGUCUGAUGCUGAAAAACCCAGAUAAUCAUGCUUUAUGUGUUUUAAAUGGGCACAAUGCAUUUGUAUCUGGUAGCUUCAAGCAUGCGCUUGGACAGUAUGUGCAAGCCUUUCGUGCCUGUCCCAACGAACCUCUCUAUAACCUCUGUAUAGGCCUGACCUUUAUUCACAUGGCAUCUCAGAAGUAUGUAUUAAAGAGACAUGCUCUUACUGUGCAGGGCUUUUCCUUCCUUAAUCGAUACCUCAGCAUACGUGGACCUUGCCAGGAAUCAUUCUACAAUUUGGGACGUGGCCUUCAUCAAUUGGGGCUGACUCAUCUUGCAAUCCAUUAUUACCAGAAGGCUCUGGCGCUCCCUCCACUUGUGGUAGAGGGCAUAGAAGUUGACCAGCUAGACCUACGAAGAGAUAUUGCCUACAACAUGUGUCUCAUUUAUCAGAGUAGCGGGAAUACUGCAAUGGCGCAAAAGCUUUUGUACACCUACUGUGUUAUAUGAAACUCCUCAGCUGAGAAAGGUGCCUAGACAGCUCGUGGUGGACCGGUAUCUUCUGCUGAGAGUUUAUUAUUAUUAAUACAUGAGUCCUUUGGUAGUGUAUCAUUGCCAGCCCAGCUCCCCUUACAAUGGCAGCUUUGAAGUUGGGGAUGUGGUCAGUGGUACAGUGCUUCCUUAGCAUGCACAACCUUCAAUUCAAUACAUAGCACUGCAGAAAGCCAGAACUACUGUUUGUAUCUUUUGGUGUAUGUGCAAAAUGACUAUUCCUAUGAGAAUUGACAUACAUUCUGUCAUUUUCCUUUAGUGUUCUAUAGUAAAAUUAUUCCAAUGCCAAAGUGGACAAUAUCCGCUUCUGAGUCAGCAUGGAAUGGAACAUAUUUUUCCAUUUAAUACUAUAUAUUAAGUACCCAUGUACGAGGUAUUUUGGAUAGGUGCUGGGACUAUUGUAUGAUGGAUAUGCUUGCCCUUGUGACAUUUAAAGAGUACAUUACUGACUGCUGAGAUAAUCACUACUGAGUACAGGUCUUUAUGUAUUUAUUUCUUGUGCUGUGAAUUGAACCUAGGGCCUUAUACCAUACUGGGCAUAUGCUUUGCCAGUGAGCUACAGCCCCAGCCUUACAGUUCUUUAAAUACAAAGCAUGAGCAUGUAUUUCUUUGAAAGUGUUUGUUACACUUCUGUAUACAGCCUCAGUGUUGUCCAUUCAUUUCUUAGAGCUCUGUUACUACUACAUGAGGCAAUUUUUCAAAUAUAGAGCUUAGGAGGGUACUUAUUAAAGGAUAGACAAAUUUGGGCUUUUAUGUUAAGACAAUUGCUUAAAAUUAGUACCAAAUAAAAUUAUUUAAAAUGAUUAUUUGGUGGGAAAACAAAUAGUUGAUGUAAUAUUUCAUUUUUCAUUUAUAAGUGUCAUACAGAUGGUAAGACUGGGAACUGGGCAUAAUUUACAGCAAAAAGACUGCAUUAAAAUGUGCAGCUUCCCAACAUAAGACAGAAAAUAUGAUGUGGUUUCCAUUUUAAGGUCACUAACAAUGUAUGAAAGAUUGGGAAGUUAGAUAUGGAAUAAAGUGUUGGUAAUAAAAGUUUUAAAAGUAAGAUACUUCAUUGUAUAUAAAAAAAUCACAAUUGGGGACUCUGACAUCCCUAUUUCAGCAGUGGACAGAUCAUCUAAACAAAACUAACAGACAUUUUCUAGCAGUACCAUUGGUUCAAUGGUUUGUUUUUUUUUUUUUUUUUUUUUUUUAAAGUGGAAAACAAAUGACAUAACCAGUCCAAUUGUAGGAAGGAAACAAGUGUGAGACUUAGUACCAUAAAAUACAGUGGAGACAUUUCAUGACUUCUUACCACUGUUUAUACUGCAUUUAUAACUUUCUAGUUGAGAAGCAGAAUUUGAAAUAAGUAAAUGUAUCUUGUAUUCUGAAUAUUACUAUACAUAAUAAAAUUUAUUUUUAUAGCUGA
Nannospalax galili (Upper Galilee mountains blind mole rat) is the source of this 4188-nucleotide messenger RNA. It is a transcript of the gene Gtf3c3, whose product is annotated as general transcription factor IIIC subunit 3. Gene Ontology annotation, molecular function: protein binding. The transcript has 18 exons. Gene Ontology annotation, biological process: transcription by RNA polymerase III. NCBI's taxonomy places the organism in Eukaryota, Metazoa, Chordata, Mammalia, Rodentia, Spalacidae. The record is from RefSeq and is a predicted model, not a curated record. Gene Ontology annotation, cellular component: transcription factor TFIIIC complex. The coding region runs from base 87 to 2738 and encodes 883 amino acids.